This is a messenger RNA of Cynoglossus semilaevis (tongue sole), 1776 nucleotides long. It is a transcript of the gene tm2d3, whose product is annotated as TM2 domain containing 3. The record is from RefSeq and is a predicted model, not a curated record. NCBI's taxonomy places the organism in Eukaryota, Metazoa, Chordata, Actinopteri, Pleuronectiformes, Cynoglossidae. The transcript is spliced from 6 exons. Bases 31 to 837 code for a protein of 268 amino acids.
ACUGAUUUAGUAUUUUCCUACCCGACCUGAAUGCACCAUCGUGCUGCAACAAUGGCUACUAGCUGUCACAUAUGGAGACCGGACAGAGGACGAUGCGUCAAAACCUAUGGAAUUGUCAGCCUACUGUUUAUGGACCUGCUCCUACAGUGUGUCAGUGGGUACAUGAGCUCACCUCACAUAGACCAGGAUCCUCGUUACGCCAAAGAUGCCCAGCAUGGACCUGUCAUCACCAGCCCAGUGGUGCCUGCUGCAUCACCAGUGUCUCCUGUGGAUGACGAGAACUACACUUUAAAGUGUCCAAGUGGGGGUUUGUGUAGUCGUCUGCCUGCUGACUGUGUGGAGUGCAGCUACCAUUACAACUGCACCUACGGGAGAACAGCAUCUUUCACCUGUAAAACCAAAAGAGGAGUUCACUGCAUAGGAGAGUCGGGACAACAACAAACCAACUUCUCUCUCUCCAUCACCUGUCAGUUCUGCUGGCAGCUGGAUCCCUCUCAGUAUCGCUGCUCAAAUUCCACCAACUGUAUGACAGUGUCCUGCCCACGCAAGCGCUACAAUGCCACCUGUGACGUGUUAGAUCAUGUACACUGUUUAGGUAAAAGACGUUUUUCAAAACGAUUAUUUUGUGAUUGGACUGGAGGAUACAAAUGGUCGACAGCAUUAGCCCUCAGCAUUACACGUGGGGGUUUUGGUGCAGAUCGUUUUUAUCUGGGCCAGUGGAGAGAGGGUCUGGGCAAGCUGUUCAGCUUCGGGGGCCUGGGUAUUUGGACUUUGAUCGAUGUUCUUUUGAUUGGGGUUGGUUAUGUGGGACCUGCGGAUGGCUCUCUGUACAUCUGAAUGAAAGCUGCGGGGACGUAGCCGGGUUGGUUGGUUUGUGCUUGCUUUCGCUGCUCUCUCAAGGACUGAAGAUCUGAGAUGGUGUGUUUCGAGCACGUUUGCCUUCCCGACUUCGCUGUGCAACACAUCCUCAUCCCAUCUGCUAACAGGCAGGAAGUGUUUUCCUCAGUGCAACAACAAGAACGCUACCCACACAACCGUCAGAUCAAUCCCAAUCGUUCUGCGUCAGGCUCCUGUAGAGAUGCUGCAGAUGGAACUGCACAGAGAGGAGGAAGAGGAGGGUGUUGGUGCAAGACAGCAAGGCAGCCAUUCUGCCCCCGAGUUUCUGGUUAAUUUCACACAACUGGUGGUUUGGCUCUGUUGUGCUGAUGUACUAUAGAUAGACCUGACUUCCUGUGGAGCCCUACUUUCAGAGACUGUGUUUGGCUCCUCCCUCUUUGUAAGGUAAAAAAAAACGUCAGUGGGGGGUUGGGCGGGUGGUUGCAUGGUAACCAUAGCUACCAAGCUUUUUAUUGUGACUCCAGUCACAACAGAGGAGCUGAGAGGUAAUAUUUAUACACAAGUAUGCAAAAGGGGACUCAACUACGUGUUUAUUUUGCAAAAGUAAAAAUAGCAGAAAGACUGUGACGGUUAUUUGGCGUUUUUGUACAAGGAUUCUAAUCUGAGCUGACAGUGCAGGGCACAACUGUACCACUGCUGCCCUUGGGGGCAAGAUGAGUCAUAACGAGGCCUGCUGUUACGUGUUGUCUGUUAUGUAGGAAAUGCACAGAUAACCAUCUCUGACUCCAUUCUGUCUGUUCUGUACAUAUAAUGUACAUACUGCUGAGAUGUGUUUCUCUUCAGACUGUAAGACAGCAGUUGUAAGUAGAGUUGUUCAAACAAUGUUAAUGUCACUCUUUUCUCUUUUUUUUAAGUUAUGUUAAUAAAAAGGUAAGUGUU